GAUACCGGACAAGGUGGUAUUAGGCACCGACUCAACUGCUGUUUUAAAAAGUAUACAUUCUACAAGAGAACAUUUUAUGAGAUCAGAAGGAGAGAGAACAAGAGACAUCUGGAGCCAGCCUAUAAUUUGUUAUGACAAUGUACUGAUUUGAGAAAUUUCUUAAGUUACGUGUUGUGAUGUUGUAACACUUGUAAUGUAGGUGGCGGUAUUCACCUUAAUUUUUUGCAAUCCGACAGUAAAUUGAGAAGAAGAAGAAAAAGAAAAAGAAGAAGAAGAAGAAGAAGAAGAAGCGCGUGUACGUGCAGGAUGGUAUUCGUAAUGCAUUCUGGUUCUUGUAGUCCUUCAAUAACCUUCCUCCAUCGUUACUGCUGGGAACCUACUCUUCGACUGUAAUGUCUUCAGGCAGCACAGUGUUGCAGGCAUCUGAAAAGGAAAGUGGAGGGAACAAGAGGACGUCGUGUCCGUAUCCCGGCUGUAAGAGAGUGUACACAGACACUGGCCCCCUUGACCGUCACAUCCAGGACCAUGAAAUCCCUGCUCAGUCUCUCCCUGGAAAGAUCUUGCUGUGCUCCACUGUCGGCUGCAGUGGUUCCUUCCCUAACAUGCAGAAACUGAUGGAACACAUGAGACAUCAUCACAAACCAAACAUCUUCUACUUGUGUGAGAGCUGUCGCACAAAGUUGCGAUCCUACCGUGGCCUGCUGACUCACCUGCAUACCUGCUCCAAAGUACAAAGGGGGAAAACAAAGCCAGCUGAACAGACAGCCCCUCAGCCUGCUACCGUGAUCAACCCAAACAUGGUCUCCAUUUCCAUGGACCAGAAACCCCAGUGGAAGGAUUCAAUGUCUACACCCCUGCAACCUUCUUCUCAAAUCCCAAACCAACAGGGUUCCUUCCACAUUGCUGUUCCUCAGCCAGACUCUGCUGUUCACCCUCUCCUUAGUCCCCCUUUCUCAUCUCACCGAGAUCCCCGCCCUCCUCAACUACAUACAGAGGCAGUUCCCCAGUCAUUGCUAAAAGAUGGAGCCUUUAAUCUACCUCUAACACUUAACAUGGAUGGCCCAUCAGCAGCCCCUGACCUCUCUGAGGCCCCGGGUCAGAACCAGACACAGAGCAGGUCUCCCGAGCCCAUCCACCAUGCUCCUGUAUCAACCCCGUACUCUCCUCCUGGGUCCUCAGCAAUCUGGAAGAAGAAUCAAGGGUGUGCAGUAGACGCGUCCUUUGGGAGCACACUAAAGGAUGCUACACGUGUGUGCAGUGUGGUCACACAACAUUCAACCGAAAGGACAUGACUCAACAUAUCAACGAUCAACACAGCGGAAACCACCAUGCAGAAGAUUCUGGAAGCUCAGCCAACAACACAUAAUGAAUAAAUAGGAGACUCUACUCAUUUGUCUGCAUGAAACUUAUGAUGGAAGGGACAGGUUUAACCAAACAAUGAUCAUAGUUUAUAUUUAACCCAUCAUUCUGAGGGGAGAGCCUCCAGCAGUUAGGUGCUCACUGAUUGUUGGUUUUCAUUAUAAACAUUUAAUUUUUAAUUGUUCUAUUGCUGCCAGCCCCAAAGAGACUUUAAUUUCACAAACCUGGAUAUACUACCAUUAAAAUUAAAUACCACAAACAAACAUAACAUUAAAAAUAUAGUGUUAUAUUUCAAUAAAUCUUGAUAUUUUAUAUGCCCAUGUUUACUUUUAUUUCCAAUCGACAAACAUAGUUCAGGUUCCACCCCAGUGCCGUGUGUUUCGAGGUCCCUCAAUAAUAUGGUCAAUUCACCAAUUCACAAACAUUCAUACAGUGCAUCUUUGGGUAGCACUUUUUUUCUCUGAGGCUAUAAAAAGUCUUGGAACAAAAAUAAAUAAAAGGUAUAUUUGGGAGUUGCUACUUUUACUAGCAGGUAUGUGUAGUCAUUGCAUCAUGUAGUGAAUAUAAAUCAUAAAUUCAAUUUAAAUAUGCUUUUUAAAUGUAUUUAAAACUAUAUUACCCGUUUACUCCGCUCUGCAUCUGCCAAUCGGCUUGUAGAUCCCUCAUCAGGUCAGCAGAAACUCUACAGCGCAGACUAAAAACAUCUCUUCAGACUAUACCUUGAAUAAAAACAAAAUAAUUCCCAUAAAAUUUCAGAUUUAGUAGCACUUAUAUGGCAUUUACCUUUUUUUUGAAGGAAAUUGCACUUCCUUGAUUCUUCUGGGUUUGUACCCUCAUAGUUGAAUGCACUUAUUGUUAAUCGCGUUUGAUAUAAGCAGCUACAUUUUAUUUAAAAGGGUAACAGCUUCCACAAUGUUAAUUGAUACCACUCAACUAAAACAAUAUCACGACAUGACAGUGUCAUUUUAUUUUAAUGUAAAACUACAGGCAAAAAGCUAAUUCGUAAAGUGCUUCUUUCUCAUGCUACUAAAGUACACACACACACACUUCAUUUAUACUUUGACUUUAUUUUUACUUCCAGCUCAGCCACUGCUUUGAUUCUAGUUCAUAAAUGCAUAAUAACGUAACCACAUGGAAAGGUUUUAAUUCCUGAGGCAAUAGGGACAAAUAGGAAUGACCCCAAACAUACCAAUAAGUUGUUUUUCCACUGAUACUGGACCACACUGGUGCUGAACUAAACAGGAAACAGCUGCAGGAGGCAGAAGAAAAGCGGGCCAGAAUAAAUAAUCCGAUCAGUGGUUCCAAACAUGCAGUUAUCAGUUUCAAAACCAGUUUGUGAUCUGGGCAGCAUAAGCUCUGGUUUAUUAGGCUAAAAUAAUAAGGAAGACAUGUCAAGAAUGAAGGGCUGUGUGUACGGCAAUAGUGUACUGUGAACCGCUUUGAGAUGUCAAGACUAGAAAAUCUAAAAUAUGUAUAUAUAAAUACAGAGCAUUGAGUCUGUAGUAUACUGAUCAUUAGGAGGAUGAGGCUGAUGUAACAAUGUGUCUCAACAUAUCCAGCAAAAUCCUCAAACACUGUGUCAGUGAGAUUGUGACGUGUGAAUAAAAGUGACACUCAUGGUUGGCUCUGUUGACCGUAAGAAACAGAACCUCCCGAGCCCCUUCAGCUCAUUGAACGUCUGUACCCAAGCAGCUCUUCACAUAGUACCCUGGUUUUGAUAGUCUUCCAAAAACUACAUCAAACACCUUUACAAGAGAAGCAAAUCCAAAAGCAUUUUUUUUUUUAUUUGGGUCAGUCAGGAUGAGUUUAUACCAGCACUUAAGUGUUCAGUGUCAGAUUUUGGUCAGUAUAGGCUCUUCUCCAUGCCUCUGUACAAGAACAUAUGCUCCUGGAAAACCUCCACGUCAGAGUUUUUACACCUCCUUUUCAUAAGCAUUACAAGCCCAUCCAGCAAUAAGCUUUAGAAUAACUAACACAAGAAGGCAAUACCACAUGACAAGAGGUCCCACUUGAUCAUUAGUGUGAAUUUUUUAGACAUUACCACAUGCAGACUGAAGUGCUUUUUUUCAACAAAACAAUCCCAUCACACGGAGGAAGGGGAGUUAAUGAUAUAUCACGAUAGAUAUUAAAAACAUGGGGGAUAACACAUUGGUCUGUCAUAACAGUAUGCAUGGGUUGUCAUCCUCCCAUUUUUUUUAAUUACAUGUGGGUUUCAAAAGAAGAGAUCCUGAUCCAUCUCACUGUAUAAUGAGCCUGCAGUUUCAAUCUGUUAAUACAUUUCUUUUAAUAAAACAACCUGAUAGAGGUAAACUGGAAACUUUUUUUUAGGGAAAACAAACUCAGAGUAAACAAGUGCAUACAAAGAAUGACGUGCCGACUGUCCAGCACGAGUUCAGGCAUUAUUGAUUUUUUUCUGUUUCAUUAUCACAGCUAUGUUCAGCUUGGCUCUCUUGAGGCUUCAAAAAAAUCUCUUCUGUUCAAUUGCAUACAUCUUUCCUGCAGGACGUUUCCGAAAAAAUAAACUGUUUCCUCUG
This is a messenger RNA of Platichthys flesus (European flounder), 3893 nucleotides long. It is a transcript of the gene znf414, whose product is annotated as zinc finger protein 414. Lineage: Eukaryota; Metazoa; Chordata; Actinopteri; Pleuronectiformes; Pleuronectidae. The record is from RefSeq and is a predicted model, not a curated record. The transcript is spliced from 5 exons. The coding region runs from base 393 to 1292 and encodes 299 amino acids.